AUGGGAGACAAACUCUCCUGGAGAACAUCGGGCUACGAAAGGGCACUUAUUCAGGCAUCUUCCAGCUAUUCUGGCCCGAUGCAACUCAAAUAUGCCACCGGCACGGCGUCUUCGCCCCAGGUUAUGAUCGGGCAUAAAGGUCGCUGCCUCCAUUUCAGUCAAGAUGGCAUUGCGCAACUGGCGUUGGAAUCGUACUGCCAGCCUAUCUCCGCAACAAUUGUCCGCCCUGUUCAGUGGCGAGAUGUUGCAGGAAAGGAAGAAUGCCCUUCAAGUUUGUUAAAGGGAUUUGUGAAGAAAGUCGGGGAUGAUAUGAAGAACAGCAACAAUAUCCAUGCGACAGACUGGAUAGAUACCGCUUGGUAA
Penicillium robsamsonii is the source of this 363-nucleotide messenger RNA. RefSeq lists its product as uncharacterized. Lineage: Eukaryota; Fungi; Ascomycota; Eurotiomycetes; Eurotiales; Aspergillaceae. Bases 1 to 363 code for a protein of 120 amino acids. The transcript has a single exon. The record is from RefSeq and is a predicted model, not a curated record.